Porites evermanni is the source of this 9802-nucleotide messenger RNA. The record is from the annotation of a GenBank genome assembly. NCBI's taxonomy places the organism in Eukaryota, Metazoa, Cnidaria, Anthozoa, Scleractinia, Poritidae.
AUGCGUAAUAGCUGCGCGGGAAACCCAAAAUGGCGGCCGAGAGACUCGCCAAGAGAUAAUGUCAACAAAUCAACGUUUUUUAGGUUUUCCAUCAUCUAUUUAGACUCGACAAACUCUGAUAAGAUGAGUCAGGGAAAGAGGUUUGUGCGGGCAUUAUCGAGAAUUGGUUAUCCUAAAGCUGAAGAGUUCGAAGGUGACAGUCUUGAGUGGUUGUUCGACUGUGAAUCACUUGUGCCUUUUCUGGAAUGGUUUUGUGAAAAUAUACACGAAACUAAUGUGCUAUCACAAGAGGAUUUAAACAGGUAUAUAUGAAACAAUUUAGACUCAGGAAAUUUAUAAUUGCUACGCCACUGAGANGUUGUUCGACUGUGAAUCACUUGUGCCUUUUCUGGAAUGGUUUUGUGAAAAUAUACACGAAACUAAUGUGCUAUCACAAGAGGAUUUAAACAGGUAUAUAUGAAACAAUUUAGACUCAGGAAAUUUAUAAUUGCUACGCCACUGAGAAAGUACUCUAGAGUUUUCAGUUUGUAUACUUGUGUAUUCAAACGAGUUCAUAGAUCUCUCUAAGAAGGCCAGAGCAGGUCUUCCCAAAUUUCCCCCAAAAUACUGUAUACCUACACCAAUUGCAAUCACGUUGACAUGCAAAGAAACAAAAACAAAACAGCCAAACGAUAAUAAGUAAGCCAUAAAAAUUACAUUUCUUGAUAACACUGAAAGCACGGGCAUUUCACUUUUUUAAAAAAUUUUGGUCAAAUUCCGCGGGAUAUGUAAGUUGGCAGGUUAGAUGGUCAAAUGCCCCACUGGCCUCUAAAGUCUUGGAAAGUUGUCUCGGAAAGGUUUGUUCAUUAAAUUUAAAUGAAAUUAUUCAUUCCAGAAAGUCCACAUUUAACAGGCUUUUCCAAAGGCUCUCAAAUGAUCGUCUCAAACAAGACAGUGAAAUAGAGGAGCAAUGACCAGUAAAUGCGGUGCACAUGCUGAAUGUGGAAAGAAUUACAAAAUCCUUCCGUGGCGGCCUUAUUUUGGAUCAAAUUCCCCACUGUAUGGAGCAAAACUCCUGUCAAAUGCCCAGGGUAUACCCUAGGGGAGGAUAAGUGGUUUUGGAAUUGACUGGUACAUACUGAAUUUGACAUCAAUUAACAUGAGAAAAAUUGGCCACCCUUUGUUUAAAAAUGUAAUUUAAUGUUAAUUUCUUUGUCUGUGAUAGCCUUCCUCGGAGAUUCCAUGUCAAAUUAUUUUUUGUCAUCACCUUUAGUAACUCAACCUUGUACUUUGCUUGUAGAUUUGAUGAACUUUGUUCAUCAGGAGCUUCAAUUCUUGAAGUAAGUAACUUGACGUACUGAAGUUACUUUAUUAAUAUAGAAAUAAUCUAGAGAUCAUUACACUGUAGAUGAAAAUAAUUCCUUUAAAAACAAACAAUAGUAAUAUAAACCUUUUAAUAUUAUUCCUUUUAUCUUCUUCAGCUCAAAAUAAGUUUCUGGGUUAAUUCUCAACUACCUUUUUCUCCUACCCUAAUUCUGAGGCAAAGAAAACAGAGAAUCAACCAAAGUUAAAAAAUUAAUUUAAUUCUGCCUAGUAACAGUCAUAUCCGCCUGCUAAUUCUCCACACUGUUCUCCAUACCUUUCCUAUCGCAGGGUUGUAUGUGUUUCCCAGGUUAGAAAACACAUAUCACUAGGGAUAUGUGUUUCCAAGGUAGGGGAACACAUAUCACUAGGGAUAUGUGUUUCCCAGAUGGGGGAACACAUAUUACUAGGGAUAUGCGUUUCCCAGGAGGGGGAACACAUAUCACGAGGGAUAUGUUUUUCCCAGGAGGGGGAACAAAUAUCACUAGGGAUAUGUGUUUCCCAGGUGGGGGAACACAUAUCACUAGGGAUAUGUGUUUCCCAGGUGGGGGAACACAUAUCACCAGGGAUAUGUGUUUCCCAGGUGGGGGGAACACAUAUCUUUAGGGAUAUGUGUUUCCCAGGUGGGGGAACACACAUCACUAGGGAUAGGUGUUUCCCAGGUUGGGGAACACAUAUCACUAGGAAUAUGUGUUUCCCAGGUGGGGGAACACAUAUCACUAGGGAUAUGUGUUUCCCAGGUGGGGGAACACACAUCACUAGGGAUAUGUGUUUUCCAGGUGUGGGAACACAUAACACUAGGGAUAUGUGUUUCCCGGGUGGGGGAACACAUAUUACUAGGGAGAUGUGUUUCCCAGUUGGGGGAACACAUAUCACUAGAGAUAUGUGUUUUCUAGGUGGGGAACACAUAUCACUGGGGAUGUUUUAGGGAACCCUAAACCAAAAACCUUAAAGUAGCUGGUGAUAGCGCCAUUUGCUGGUGCAUUUUGACAACCCUGCGAUUGUACUAGUAAGGAGAAUAUAUUCAACAAUCAAUACCUUUUUCAGUCACUGAUCAUUUCCGUUUGUCAUACAAACUAUUGAUGCUUGACUGAGUAGUGUGACAGUAAGGAGAAGUAAAAUGCUGCUCACUCUUGAAGUAUUUAAAAGCUGGCACAUUCUUUCAAUCUCUUGCCAGAAUGUUAUGGGGACACAAUUAAUAUUUUAGUAAUGAUAUUAUUGUGUUGUUUAUUAAAACGUUUGUUUACUGCAGAAUGAACAAAUUGACAAGACUCUCUCUGUGUUGUUACAAGACGACGAACAGUUUUCAAACGAAACUCUGAGGUAUAAAUUUGGGAAAAAUCAUUUGAUUAGUAAAGUAAAAGUCAAAUUUAUAGGUUUAGCACCUGGUGAACACUCAAAAAAUUAAUUUCAUGGCCAGGCUUGUCUACAUUUAUCUACAUGGUUAUAUGAACAGUACAUGUUUUAACAACUUAAAAAACCUUUCAGCAUAACAAAACAUCUUCUUUCUACUGCCAAAGUUUUACAAACAGGUUCGAGUCUAAUGUUGAUGUUGCAUUACAGGUAAAAACUAUUCAAAAGUUAUUAUUUCUUCAUUUUUUUCCCCUGUGCUCUAAAGCCUUGAAAACAUCUUUCUUUCACAGAAAUGAGGUCAGCUCCCUGCAGACAGAGGUGCAGCUGAUACAGCAAAGACUCCAAAAAAUUGUUUCACAGAGGAACAAAUUGAGGUACAUGUACAGAGAAAGCGAUUGUUCUGGCAGUAAUCAAACUACUAUAGUUAUUUUAUACCUUAUUAAACUCAUCCCCAAUAAUAAUAUUGAUGGAAUUACAAUCUGGUACUUUGAAAACUAGCGGUAGAGGCCUGAUUUGGGAAACAACCUUAGCAGCCCACACAGGACAGUAUGCCUCUGGUGCAUAUUUUUUGUGAUACCAGUCAGGAAUGGUCCCUUACCUGCUGAGCUAAAAUUCAGGGAAAACACCCUAGCAGAAAGCAAGACACAAUCUAGACCAGCUGUUCACUUGUAAAUGUGGGUGAAAACACUGGCAGCCUUUACAAAUAUGGGAACAUUUUAAAAAUUUUAGAUCUUUUACUGUAAAAGAUCCAAGAGGGCAGAUUUAAAAGAGAAUUACAUUCGUUUGUAUUGUGGUAAAAAUUCAGAGCUGUUUUUGUCAUUUCUUGUAGCCUCCAUCAUGCUGGCAUAACUCACAGGCUUUCAAAACUAGGUUCUGUGGUUCAGGAAAACAAACAAAAAUACAAAGCCAUUCUUGAAACCAGCCAAGCUGACAACACACAGGUACUGUGUGAAUAAAUUUACAUCUAUUCAAGUAUUGUGCAUUCCAAGUUGAAUCGAAUUGAAUUUCAAAUCCUAUUAAAUCUGUGUGUAUUGUAUUUUCUCCGUAAACUAAAUAUCAUCGUCAUUAUUGUCUUUAUCAUCACCAUCAUCUUCUUUAUUAUCAGUAUCACCUUUUGACCAUUAUUAUCAAUAAUAAAAUCAUUACAUGAUGUUCAUGUUAUGUUUGUUUCAGAUGAAUUCUGCAUUAGAGAAGUUAGAGCAGUCUGUCUCUGAAAUGACAGCAUUAUACUCUGGACAAGAAGGUACAUGUAUAUCUGUUGUAAGUAAAAUCCUUCCUUAGUGUCAAUGUAGGUGUUCAACCUUGUCGGAUUCAGAAUACCCUUUGUUUCCUCAUCCUAUUUAUUCAUAGGAGACAAAGGGAAAUUCUGGAUUAUCCUUAAAAUAUACAGUGUAUAUUCAUGUAACCUACAACAUAUCAUGCUAGUGCAAUUUUUAAAUUAAAUUAAUUUUACAGCCAAGGGUAGUUUUCUUUCUAAUUAUCUUGCAAUGUGUUAGGAAAUGAAAUGCAAAUAAUCCUUAAUAUUAAUUUUUUCACUCCUUGAGCUAUAGCAGACAACAGUUACUGUGCCUUCAGCCCAACAGGCCACGAGUACAGGGACAAACCCGAUCAGGCACAUACUCACUUGUACAAUAUUUUUCUCCUUGCUUCAACUAUUUCAUGGCCUGUUCACUUAAGGGAGUGAGGUGCUCACAUACACCAUUCUUCUCGUUAUUGUUAUGACUGCUUGAACAUCUUUUGCUACAUGACAAUGAUAGUUAUAUUAUGACACCUCUGUAGGUUCUCCUUACUCUGUGACAUUUUUAUCACAACUGUCCUAUGACAAUUACUAUGAAUCUGAGGAACGAUUCACCGGAGAACUUACCGCUUACACAAGGAAACAGUUCUUUGAGGUAUGACUUGAUAGUUAGUGUUAAAAGCGCAACUACAUGUAUUAACUUUUUCCAAUAAGACCAUGGCAGAUACUAGUAACAAACAAGUACGAAAUGCUGAGGGAACCCUCCAUUAGAAUAAUGGAGCCCUUCUAGGUGGGAUUAGGGAUUCUUAAACUGGUUUAAUGUUGAGUUAUAAACACUUGAAGCUAAAAUAAAGGGUUUUACCGUUGCUAUGCGUGCAGGCCCAACACAAUGAAAUUUAAAGGAGUUUCUUACUUCCCACAUCAUGGGCUAAUUAUGUAUUCAUGCAAUGAGAAUAAUGAUGAUAGACCUGUACAGGGGAACCUCGAUAACGAAGGGCCAAGGGACUGGCAAACUUUGUUCGCUAUAAUGAAGUUUUGUUAUAUCGAGGUUCUUUUUCACUGUAUUUUACUAUUAUUGGGACAAAGAAAAUCAUCUGUUAAGCCGAGGACUUCAUUAUAGAGGUUUGUUAUAUCGAGUUUACGUUGUACACCACAGUAGCCACUGGAUCACUGGAUCUUAAGAAGAACAUCAGCCAAUGAUAUGCAACAUAACUUUUUCAUACAUGUAGGGUAUAGCAGAGAUGGCUGGUAGAGAGGAAAAAUCAAGAUAUGAGUUACUGGAAAUCAGUGAUCCCUCAACACUUCUAGUUAGAGGUGAGAACAAAAAUUAGCAUAAACAUUACCCUUACAUCAUAUCAAUGUCCAAUCAAUCUAAAUGGCGAUUAAAAUGGUCAAGGAAAUAAUCACAUCUCCACAAGAAUGAGGCACUUUUUUGAACCACUUGCAUCAAGUAUGGCACUGAAAACUGUUACAGUUGUCUGCUUAUUGAAGCAUACGUUAACAGAGGUUCAACUUUUCUCAUUUAUUAGGGGAAAACAAUGAAGUCAACUUCAAUGACUGUCAAGAACUUGCAAGACUACAAACUGUGUAAGUGAAUUCUUUGAUUUUAUAUCAUCUUUAAAAGUAUACAGCUAAAUCAACAGUACACAAUGCAACCUUGUUUCUAUGAAUCACUGACUCCGGCAGUGAAAGUGUUAAAUGAACGUGAGUUAUUUAUUUACCUAUUAUUGUGUGUUUGUUCAACACUAGGUGAACACAUGCUUUUUGUUGGAAUCCUGUAAAAUUCCUGGGUGUCCUGUGUAACCAACUUAAAAAACUUUCAGGGUUUUUUUCUUGCUUUACUAUGUAUUAAUUCUACACUAUCUUUAACAAUGUUCUUUAGAAAGGUGCAGAUUUACACGAUGUAGCUCUUGCUGGUUUUACACCUCUUUACGUGAAUGCCUUAAUAAGCUAUUAUAACCUUGCAGUUAUGCUUCAAGUGAAAGUAAAAGAAUUCAUAACAUGGCUGCCGCAAUGGGAGUAAGCACAGCGCUCAAAGCAGCAGAGGAAAGAUUGAAAAGUUUAUCAUGGGAGACAAGCCCUCUAAGCACUGAGAAACUAAGGUGAUAAUGAAAUAUAUCAUACAUAAAGUGGAGUGUGCGCACAAUGUCAGUUAAUCAGACAGGGAUAAUAAUUGGGCAAAAAAGACUGGUGAGAGACCUAACAUACCCCCUAUACAAAUAUCUUCUUGUAAGACUUUAAUUUCUGUGAUAUUAUUUUUACAGUGAUGGGAACAAUGAUGUAACUGGUUAUGGCUGCACUCAAAAAAAAUAUUUUGUUCAANUACGUGAAUGCCUUAAUAAGCUAUUAUAACCUUGCAGUUAUGCUUCAAGUGAAAGUAAAAGAAUUCAUAACAUGGCUGCCGCAAUGGGAGUAAGCACAGCGCUCAAAGCAGCAGAGGAAAGAUUGAAAAGUUUAUCAUGGGAGACAAGCCCUCUAAGCACUGAGAAACUAAGGUGAUAAUGAAAUAUAUCAUACAUAAAGUGGAGUGUGCGCACAAUGUCAGUUAAUCAGACAGGGAUAAUAAUUGGGCAAAAAAGACUGGUGAGAGACCUAACAUACCCCCUAUACAAAUAUCUUCUUGUAAGACUUUAAUUUCUGUGAUAUUAUUUUUACAGUGAUGGGAACAAUGAUGUAACUGGUUAUGGCUGCACUCAAAAAAAAUAUUUUGUUCAAUUGUUCAAGUGCUUUUAGACAGUUGCUUUUAAUUGGUUUUAAGCUUUUCAUGUGACGACAAAAAAUAUUGAUCUGCUGGCCACCCUAAAAGUGAUUUCUUUUUUUUCAUUGUUAUUUUGAUUAGUGCCAAACUGCUUGAAGUUCAAAAGGCUCUUUCUCAAGUCAAAAUGGAGAUAGGGGAACUUUCUGAGCAGGUGCUGCCUGGGCUGGUACAGGAGCUGGGAGAGCUACAAGCCACAAGUAUCCUUAAAGGGGACUAUGAACUGAAGAUAGCAAGACAGGAUUACUUCACAUCCAAGCAAGAUCAGGUAUCUGGGCAAAACAUCUGAAGAAAUAGUUGUAGAGUAGCGGGGGUGUAAUUGGGGAGGGGGGGUAGUGUGGCUGGAAAGGGAAGAGGACAGAGGAUCUAGGAUAAACAAAGGAAGAAAAGUGUUGAAUUAUUACAGCACAGAGAGGCUGUAGCUGAUGAUAAGAAAGAAGAAGUAGUGUUUGUGAGAAGCAGGAAGACUCCCCUUUUAGGCAAAAAUGAUAGUUUGUCUAAAAACCUUUUAUUAUUUUUUCUUUAGGUUAUCACUCAACUUUUGCUUCAGCGUUCCCGUCAUGAGUUUCUUUCGAUGGCUCUUGAAGUUGAAGGCCGUAAAAAUCGCAACACUCACCGUUUAUUCAGCACUUUAGAGAGCACACUUGAGGACUCAGUCAAGGGACUUGAAUCUCGCUAUGUAUCCUGCUAUCAUCAUUCACUCAUUACUCGACAUUAUCCGCUAACCCUGUUACUGUAUUAGCACACUGUUUAGAAACAAUACCACUACAUUAUAAUAUUGUCGUAAGUCAUUGCAGAUUUUGGUAGGUCAAAAUGUAAGCUUACUCUACUAUGCAGCCGCUAUUUUGUCUUCACGCAACGCUCUUCCCCUCUUCCUCUGGUGAGGAAUGUUGUAUAACUACACAAAAAACGGCUCUGGCAAAUUUAGCCUGAAGAAACGGCCGACAUUUCACGACCCAACUACUGGUUUCCCCGCCGAAUGACGUCUGUGGAACGGGCGCAGAAAUUCCAUACUGAUGACGUGGCAUUACUCCGACCUGGCUAGUGCUUUUGAUUGGUUGUGCCGCAAGAGAAAUUUGCUUCAACCAAUCAGAAGCACUACCCAGAGUUGGGAAGUGACACGUCAUUAGUAUAAAAUUUCUGCAGUCUUUCGUCAGACGUCAUUUCACUAGGAAACCAGUGGUGGCAUCGUCAAAUGUCGGCUCUUUUCUCAGGCUCCGAUAAAUUAAGCAUGCGAUGAAUCAGCCUUUACUCUAAGCGGUUUGCAUAGUCGAUACAUUUACAGAUUAAUGAAGAAGCGCUAAUGUUAGCUUAAAUACAGUUAACUUUGCUCAAGUACGUGGGAUCUAACUACAACCAACUUUAAACGUAUCAGGAAGGACUUUUUCUUAACUCAUCUCAGGCAGUGAUGGAUGAAUAUGCUGCUCAACCACCCCACCCCUCCAGGGGAACUAUUGAUAGCCGAGAUCACUUCAUGGAAAGACUCUACCGCGUACUUGAAAGCUCGCCCAAGGGGGAGGUAGAUGGGACAAAAGAAAUUUUCUUGGCUUUCAGUCAGUUAGUGGAAUGGAGUCAGAAGCUAGCAGCUCAGCUCGAGUCCUUGACGCAGUCCCUGUCUUCCUCGGGCAGCAAACAGGAGGAGGCUUGGAAACAACUGUACGUUAAUUUAAAUUUGCUCCUUUUAUUCUCUCUAGAUUGCAUGUAAAUACAUGUAUCAGGUGCUGGCACGAUGCGCAGCGUGAUCACGUGGCCGCAUGUUUAAAUCCCAUUCCAAGAACACAUUGUUUAGAAGUGUUAUUUCUAUAGAGCAUAUUUUUCUACUGACUGUAGAUUUUGGACUGCUUCUUGGAUUGCUAUAUCCAUUCUUUUUCUCUUGUUUUAGAGAGCAUAACCUUCAGCAGUGUGCGAAGACAGUUUAUGGGGAAUCUACAACAACAAGAGGUCUACCACAACUAAGUCCCCAGGUUUGUUUACAUUCUAAGAAGACGAAAACGACUACGAGUACGAGAUUUUCAUUCAAUACUAAAUAAAGUUGAACCUCUCCACAACGAUCACCUUAGGGAGGGACAGAAGAAAGUGAUCAUUGUAGAAAGGUGGCCAUUGUAGAGAGGUUUAAACAAGAGUCGAUGUAUGGACUAUCCGCCAAAAAAAGUGGUCGUUGCGGAGAGAUGACAGUUAGUGGAGAUUCGACUGCAGUACCAGCGUCAUUUUGGCGGGGAAACGUGAUAGCCGUCGUCAUUCUGCUACGAGUUUAAGCGAGAAUGUCGUAGUGGAGGCAACAAGUCAUCAAACAUGAGAAGUUUUAUCAUUUUGCGAUCGGGAGAGGGCUUAGCCUCCUUCAAUAAAAAUUAACCUUUUUAAACUUUUCUGGUGUUAAUAGUAAAAUGGAGCUUGCCGGGGAGUACAGUUUUUUAUCAAUACGCGAAUAAACCUUUCGAUCAAAUCUCGUACUCGCAGUGGUUCUCGUUAGUGGCGAUUCGACUGAAGUGCCAGCGUCGUUUUGGCGGGAAAACGUGAUAGCCGUCGUCAUUCUACGACGAGUUUAAGCGAGAAUGUAGUAGUCUCGUCCUCCAAAACACCCACCAAUCCAAGAUCCUUACUUAAACAGUGCGGUGCGCAUGGGUAACCCAGUAUGUAUCGUACCAGUGGCUAUUUAUAAGUGUUGUUGUGGUGGGCGGCGGGGGGAGGUUGGGGGAGGGGGGUUAAAUGAUACCAGUCGAGCUCGCUUCCUCCUAUAUUCAUCGAUAGAUUUAAUGCUUAUUUAUUUGUUUAUCUAUUAUAUUAUAGUGUAUAGCGGAUGGCCUUAGGCAGUUGGAUGAACUUCUUGUAACACUGGAACAGUCCAUAAAAGACAUCAUAAAAGACUGCGAGUCCAAGAAGAAGGUAUACAAGUAAUGCUGCUACAGAGUUUUGGUUUGUGGUAAGUGGUAUUAUUUUCUUCUUGUUGCCUUACACCAGUUUUAUUUUAUUUUAUUCUCCAGGUGCUCCGAUCGGAUAGCUUAAAACUCAUGGAAAGGGAACUGUUUGUAUAUUUUUUCACGGAUCCUCCUCGUCUUAAACGAGCCAUAGCUGAGUUAGCAGGCAGGGUUGACGCCCAUCUUGUAUCAUUAAAGUGA